CCGGAGACGCACACGGACGCUUUUUCUCAUUUUGUGACUUUUCCAGGGAUGUUUAAUGUCGCUGCCAUCCGAGGACUGUUGUGACAAUUAAAUAUUCAAAUCGGACUUUUCUUCAGCUGGUUUUCUAACAAACCUUAUGGUCGCUCUGGAUUUAAGGCCUCCUGUCAGUCAGAAAUGGUUGCCCGGGCAGUGACCAUUUUCCAUCAUGAAGAACGAGGAGGUUCCUGCUGCCCACAGCCGUCCCCUCCACACUGGGAUCCCACAGAAGACCUCCGCUGCAUCACCGCCACCUUCCAGUAUCUACACACCUCAGGUUGGUACUGGGGUCCUAUCUCAGCGAGUGAAGCUCGGGAAGCUCUCCUGACCAAGUCUGAAGGCACCUUCCUGGUGCGGGACAGCAGCCACCCUCAGUACAUGCUGGCUCUGUCUGUGAAGACCCGCUAUGGACCCACCAGCGUGCGCAUCGAGUACAACAGGGGCUGCUUCUGGCUCGACUCCAUUUCCCCCAGCCUGCCUCACCUGCAGUCCUUCCCGGAUGUUCUCAGCCUCAUACAGCACUACUCUGGCUCAGGACAGACACUGCAGGACCAGGCGUCCAGUGACAUUCGCCCCCAAACCAAGGCCGACCCUGCACAGCAUGCAGCUAAAGACAGCGGAGUCCCUCUGAAGCUGACGUACCCGCUGCACAAACAGGAGGUUUUCCCUUCUUUGCAGCACCUGACUCGCCUCACCAUCAACAGACGCACAAACUGCCCCGACCAGCUGCCCCUCCCAAAUCCUCUGCUGCGCUACCUGCAGGACUACCCUUUCUCAAUAUGAGGAUCUCUGUCCCUGGGACACAAAGACAGGGUCAGGGUCACACUCCAUGCUGGCAGUCUGAGACAGCAGGCAGCAGAAGACGGUCCAGAGGGAGACAACUGUAAUGACUUUAGUACAAUAAGUCUCAGUGUGACCUCCCUGCUCAUGAAGGAACACAAUCUCACUGCAGUGCUGUUUUAUUUAAAUUAUUUUUAUAUGUCUGCUUCAGCUACUGUGAAAUGCCAACAUGCAAGUCAUUGCUGAUUGCUAUCUUUUUUUCUGACCUUUUGCCACCAAUGAGAGGUCCUCCAACGUCAGUCGUUUUCCAAAAAAGGCAGCCAAACCUAUGAUUGAAUAAAUCCCUGGAAAAGUAGCUCCUGAUUGCUUUGCUGUUUCUGCAGAGAUUACAUAAGAAAUAAUUUGGGUUUUGUGUCUUAAGAUCUCUGUUUUUUUUUCUCUGCGUCGGAGCUCAAGAGGCGGGGUUACUCUUCGAACAGAGCAAUGUUUAUUCACACUUCACUGAAUCAGUGGACCUCAUGAGCUGUGGCAGCGAUCUCAUGCUCCACACCUGGAACUCCUGGACACAACUGUGGUCAUCACAAAGUCGCAGAAAUGCUUCAGAACAUAUUUCUGCUUUUUGUUUUUAUUUUCUGGUAUGCAUGUUGAUGAGUUUUGAGACGGGUGGCGUACAAGAGGUUUGUCAACUUGAUGACUCUCUUCCUUCUUCACAUGUUUAAAUCGAAUCCAUCCAACAAAAAAAAAAAAAACAAGGGUUGUGGUCAGGAUGAUGCUACAUGAUCUGCAGACUGGGGGGUAGAAGUGGUUCUCCAGUCAUUGUGAAAGACCCAGUAAAAGAUAGAGUACAGUGUGUCUUCUGUGUUUCUUUCAUGUGCAGUAUCUCCUGAUGAGAAAUCAGAUAAGAACCACAUCCUUGCACAUAAUCAUAACCACUAUCAAUUGCUCUUCAAUGAAAACUAAAGCCAGUACAGGACAUCUGGUUGCUAACUGGUUUUAUUCUUAGAAGAUGAUCUUUGAAAUUCAGAGAAAUAAACACCAGAAAUGUUUUCUCUUUUCAAA
This is a messenger RNA of Stegastes partitus (bicolor damselfish), 1875 nucleotides long. Its product is annotated as cytokine-inducible SH2-containing protein-like. Gene Ontology annotation, cellular component: phosphatidylinositol 3-kinase complex. Gene Ontology annotation, biological process: phosphatidylinositol phosphate biosynthetic process; intracellular signal transduction. Lineage: Eukaryota; Metazoa; Chordata; Actinopteri; Pomacentridae. The record is from RefSeq and is a predicted model, not a curated record. Bases 175 to 819 code for a protein of 214 amino acids. Gene Ontology annotation, molecular function: 1-phosphatidylinositol-3-kinase regulator activity. The transcript has 3 exons.